This is a messenger RNA of Auanema sp. JU1783, 345 nucleotides long. Lineage: Eukaryota; Metazoa; Nematoda; Chromadorea; Rhabditida; Rhabditidae. The record is from the annotation of a GenBank genome assembly.
AUGUUUUUGUAUAAGCAUUUAUUCCUUUUCUUCUUCGUAUUUCUGACAGUCUGUACGGUCAUACGCUCUGUACCUUUCCCAAUAGCUGAAGGAAGCUCUUCAUUUGAUCGUCCGCACCAUGCGGUCGGUGAAGAAAGAGCUCGUCGCAUUUGUGGAAAUCAGUUGUUAAUUCAUUUGAGUAAGCUUUGUCGUGGAAAUGGAUUUUUCGGAGUCAAAACUCUGGCUGAAGAUACUGUCGACCAAGGUGGUCCACCAAUAGAUAAGAAAGGAAUUGUAUUCCAUUGCUGUUUGGUGGGUUGCUACGACAGUUACAUGACAACAUUCUGUUCAAAGAAGCCUCAAUGA